AUGGAAAAGAAAACAAAUGGAUUAAUAAAAAAUCUUCUUCCUGAUGGAGCAGUCGAUGAAAGUACAAAAUUCAUAUUGGCGAAUGCACUCUAUUUCAAAGGAUGUUGGAGUCGAAAUCCGUUUGCUAAAACGAUAACCAAGAAUUCGAAGAACACACCGUGGUCCAAGUUUUUCAAUGUAUAUAGUUUACCUGAGCAACGAGAUGGACUUGGUGAACUUAUAGCAGAGGCUAGUUCUAAUCCCUCUGGUUUUAUGCAUACAUAUGUCCCGGUCAAUCAGAGUUUGGUGCCACCGGGAGAAAAUAAGGUUCCGAAAUUCAAAAUCCUUUUUGAUUUUGAAGCAUCAAGUGUACUCAAGGAAUUGGAUAUAGUUUUGCCUUAUGAUGAAUCUCAAGAUGAGCUGACGGAGAUGGCGAACAUUGACAGUAGAAAAUAUAAUAAGCUUCACGUUGACGGAGUUUUUCAUAAGUGUUUUGUUGAAGUUGACGAAAAAGGAACCGAAGCUGUUGCUUCUACUGUUGUGCAUAUGGUGUGUUGUGCGGAUUCUCCUCGUCCUCGUCCAACUCCUCGUCGUGUUGAUUUUGUGGCAGAUCAUCCUUUCGUGUUCAUUAUCAGAGAGGAGAAGUGUGAGAACCCAAAUUUUCUCGGGUUUAACUUAACUCAUAAAUUAAACUCGUUGGUCAAAUUUUCCACUUAUAGUGAUAGAAGUUGA
This is a messenger RNA of Papaver somniferum (opium poppy), 711 nucleotides long. Its product is annotated as serpin-ZX-like. Bases 1 to 711 code for a protein of 236 amino acids. The record is from RefSeq and is a predicted model, not a curated record. The transcript is spliced from 2 exons. Gene Ontology annotation, molecular function: serine-type endopeptidase inhibitor activity. Lineage: Eukaryota; Viridiplantae; Streptophyta; Magnoliopsida; Ranunculales; Papaveraceae.